This is a messenger RNA of Phytomonas sp. Hart1, 243 nucleotides long. The record is from the annotation of a GenBank genome assembly. Lineage: Eukaryota; Euglenozoa; Kinetoplastea; Trypanosomatida; Trypanosomatidae.
AUGGAGUACUCAAAGCUGCACCUCUAUGCCGUUCUAGCUGAUGCAUGUUUGGGAGUGGGGGAGAUGAUGGAAUCCUCUGAACCGUCAUGCAUGGGAAAUGGGGCAUACUUGAGGCUAGGGCAAAGGGGAAAGAAAACGACGGAGGAAGGUUACUCAUGUCUAGCGGAGGGACUGGAGUUUCUGUCCUCGUUGAACUUCUUUUCGUGUAUCCCUGCCCGAAGAACUGAAAUACGAUUGGACUAA